Molecule: messenger RNA, 953 nt
Organism: Phragmites australis (common reed)
Lineage: Eukaryota; Viridiplantae; Streptophyta; Magnoliopsida; Poales; Poaceae
Exons: 5
Coding region: 80-703 (207 amino acids)
Source: RefSeq, a predicted model, not a curated record
CUCUCCGUCCGGCACAUCAUCUCCGACGGGCCGACGCCGUCGCCGCACACACUCGUCGCACAGAGAAGCCGCCGCGGGGAUGCCGUCUACGCCGCGACCGCUCGCCGCACCAUGCGGCCGCGGCCGCCUCGUCCUGCUAAUCCUCGCGCUGCUUCUCUCCACCGCCGAGCGCAGCGUGGAGGAGGAGGAGGCGGCGAGAGCGCUUAGCGUCGGAGUAGAGCUGGUGGGCGAGACGAUGCCGCUGCGCCACGGCCGGCGAGUCUACAGGAUCGACGGGCUGCGGCCGUCCGCGUGGUACGAAGUCAAGAUCUCCUACCCGGCCUCCAUACCGUCGAGUUUUUCUAUUCGGAUCGUGGACGAUACUGAUGCAGCGGAGGAUUGGGGGAGCAAGAACAGGAGGCUGCUUAACACAGAGAAGAUAAUUUUCAAGGCUGAGAGCAGCAACCCGGUUUAUGUUCUUGUCACUGUGGAGCCUGAGGGCGUAGUUGCGAAGCCAAACGUGCCGGAGAGAGAACUUGCGCUCUUUAACAUUGUUUGCGAUGAACUUAUGCUUGGGAUCCCACAUUUUGCCUGGUGGGUUGGAAUUGGAGCACUACUUUGCAUUGUGUUGGCGUCACUGGCACCACUUGUUCUCCCGCUGCACAGGCUUCUUAACUAUGAAGCCGCAGAAUUGAGCAAAGCGGAUGCUGCUAAGAUGUCAUGACAGACAAAUUGGGGGUGCACGGCAUGAAUGUUCAGUUUUGCAGAGUAGGCAAGUGUAUAGGCAUCCCUAUUCUUUUCCCUUUCAGGUGAUGCAAGCGUCUGACAGUGAUUGUUGUACCCCUAGAGUUUAGUGCUGUACACAUCCACUUCUAUGCUGUAGUGAUGGAUUAAUGGUUCGACCUCAGUUUAUGUUGUUAUUUUUACAUGUCUGUAUCAUUGUUUUGAUAAAACCUGAUACUUUCAAGUUUCAA